AUGGCUAAUACGGUUCGAACCGAGGUCUGUGAUGAACUUGAGGAUGUUAUGGAAGAGGGGGGAAACAUUGUGGACUAUCAUGGCUGCGAUUUCUUUCCUGAGCGAUGGUUUGAUUGUGUGGUUGUGCUUCAAACUGAUAACACCAUUUUGUAUGACCGUUUGAGCAGGAGGGGGUACAAUGAUUCAAAGCUUUCCAACAAUAUUGAAUGUGAAAUCUUUCAAGUUCUGCUUGAGGAGGCUAAAGAAAGUUACCCGGAGGACAGAGUGGUUGCAAUGAAGAGUGAUACUAUUGAAGACAUUAAUAGAAAUGUUGCAACUCUGACAGAUUGGGUCAGAAAUUGCCCUUCCCCGUCCUAGUUAUAACAAAAAAAUAAAAAUAAAAAUGAGUGCUUUGUACAUACUGGGUUGU
Gastrolobium bilobum is the source of this 409-nucleotide messenger RNA. RefSeq names its product adenylate kinase isoenzyme 6 homolog. The coding region runs from base 1 to 357 and encodes 118 amino acids. Gene Ontology annotation, molecular function: AMP kinase activity; ATP binding; ATP hydrolysis activity. The transcript is spliced from 3 exons. The record is from RefSeq and is a predicted model, not a curated record. Lineage: Eukaryota; Viridiplantae; Streptophyta; Magnoliopsida; Fabales; Fabaceae. Gene Ontology annotation, cellular component: nucleus; cytoplasm.